Messenger RNA from Talaromyces amestolkiae, 1563 nucleotides. RefSeq lists its product as uncharacterized. Gene Ontology annotation, cellular component: membrane. The transcript is spliced from 2 exons. The record is from RefSeq and is a predicted model, not a curated record. The coding region runs from base 1 to 1563 and encodes 520 amino acids. Lineage: Eukaryota; Fungi; Ascomycota; Eurotiomycetes; Eurotiales; Trichocomaceae.
AUGGGGGACGUCAGUCGGACGAAUGAGUCUGAACAGUCAGAGGUCGAACGAGAAGAUCAGACGACGACCGAUGAGUCAGAAGUAACACGAACAGAUACCAUUUCCAAACCAGAUGAGCUGCAAUAUGAAGAGCCCGGUAGUAUAUAUUUGAAUGACCUACGCCCUACAGCUGAUAGACUCUUUGGCGACAAUUUGUCUUUAUAUGCAGGCAACGUCUCAAAUGGACAAAGCUAUGGUCAAUCACCGACACAGCCAGGACCAUCACCGACUUCCGUUCCCGAGUCGCAGCCAGCUUCCAGAUGGAAACGUUCCAUGGUCUACAGAGUAUGGAUUCAGGGAAAAGGCAUGCUGAUGGUGGUUCUUUCUCAAUUCUUCGGGUCUUCUAUGAAUGUGAUGACCCAACUUUUGGAGAGGGAUGGUUCGCAUGGAAAGGCCAUGCAUCCGUUUCAGAUCCUCUUCUCACGCAUGAUCAUCACCGUCGCAGCUAGCUUCUUCUACAUGUGGUACGCGCAAGUCCCGAAUCCAUUCGGAUCUAGAGGGAUCCGAGGGCUACUGAUGCUCCGAGCUGCUGGUGGCUUUUUCGGCGUCUUCGGCAUGUACUUUUCCCUGUUGUAUAUGCCACUAUCAGAAGCCACGGUGCUUACAUUCUUGUCACCUAUUGUUGCAUGUUAUGCAUGCUCAUUUUUGAUGCCCAAUGAGCCGUUUACACGCAAACAGCAGCUCGCUGGAGUUAUAUCCCUGCUUGGCGUGGUUCUCAUCGCGCAGCCAUUUUCAGGAGGGAACGUCGAGAAUCUUGCCAGUGAAAUCGCGCCUUUGGCUGGCGAUGGGAAUAGCACGCUCGCGGAGAUUGUCGGUGGUGAAUUAUCGGAUAACGACAUGGCGGACGGAGUUAGUGCAAUACAUCAUCUCAUAGCAGUCGGAUUCGGAAUCAUUGGUGUCUUUGGCGCAGCAUGCGCAUACGUUACCAUCCGUCUGAUUGGGCCAAGAGCCCACCCCUUGGUCAGCGUCACCUACUUUUCUGCGUACACAACAACAGUCUCUCUCAUCGCCAUGAUUGCGAUCCCAUCAGUCUCUUUCCGACUCCCAGGGAAUCUGAUGGAAUGGGGCUUGCUUCUCGGUCUCGGGGCCACCGGUUUCACUAUGCAAUAUCUACUUACAGCAGGACUGGCAUAUCAGCCACCAUCUAUUGGAGGCAAGCAGCCUCAGAAAGGGAACGGGACACGGGCGACAUCCAUGCUGUACACGCAGAUGUUGUUUGCCUUGUUCUAUGAUGAAGUGGUCAUGGACAGUUCGCCUAGUGCGAUUAGUUGGGCUGGCUCGGGUUUGAUUCUUGGUAGUGCGUUGUAUGUCGGCGUCAUUCGCGAUAGCGGCAGCAAUAACAAUACUUGCAGAAGCGCAGGUCAGGAUAUUCCGCAAAGCCAAGGUGGAGAAGACGAGCCCGACACCGGACGAGUCAAGGAUACUUCAUCGCGAGAUAUACGGGAUGCCGAAGAAGGUCGGGCUCUUUUGGCCGAGUCGGAUGAUAUAGAUGCCGAAGCUUCUUCUUCUUCCUCCUCUUCUUAG